Messenger RNA from Orbilia oligospora ATCC 24927, 3960 nucleotides. RefSeq lists its product as uncharacterized. Bases 1 to 3960 code for a protein of 1319 amino acids. NCBI's taxonomy places the organism in Eukaryota, Fungi, Ascomycota, Orbiliomycetes, Orbiliales, Orbiliaceae. The record is from RefSeq and is a predicted model, not a curated record. The transcript has a single exon.
AUGCAUCGACUACUCACGAAAAAACACCGAGACGAUGAUCAGCCGAAAGCUCAAAAUAAACUUCGCUCUUUUAAGCGUAAUAAGAGUCAGCCUCCACCGGCUUCCCGGCCACAAGUUGACCUCACACAGGCCCUCCCACCUACUGACGACUUUCGAAUAUCCUUGAUGAUGCCUAAUUUGGAAAAACGGUUCAGUGUUCUCAGAGAAGGUGAAGACCAAGAAGACGUGUGUGCCAGCGGAAUGGGCUCUGGAGUACUCGCUUCUGGAACUCUCUUCAAGGAUGACAAGGAUGGUGAAUUCGCCAAACCAACUAUAGCAGGCUUAACAGAUAUAACCGAAGUUGCAUCAAUUAGAAGUGGGUCAAGGGCCGAGGGCUCAUUUGAUUUACCUGGGAGAGCUGCUCAAAAGGAAGACUUCUCGGGUGGCAUUAUGGAUAGACCGAGACAGGGGGAAGGUAAUGUUUUGUUUGGUGGCAGGCAGAAAGUGUUUCGGGUCAAUACAGUCGCGGCAGGUUCAGAUGAUGUCGAAGAUUCUCCUCUUUCCCCAAUUGGACGUGGUAGGAUUGGGGGACGGGCUUUAUAUACUGAUGACUUACCGUCACAGAGUGGAUUUCGCAAAGGUUCAACUGUCGAUCGAGAUUUCCCCCGUAGCCAAAGCCCGCCCCCUUCAAGCUACAACCUCGAUCGGAACACACAAUCCUCCACAAAUUCGGGGCCGGGUUCGCUUACAAGGUCCUCUACUACAGCAACAUCAACUUCAUCAAACUCUCGUAAUUUUACGCCAAAUACUUUCGUUAACACCAUGGCUUCCACGACAUCGAGCAAACCCAGGAAGUUGAUUUACGAGCAAGCCCUAGACAGGGACAAUAGCGAAAGGGAACAAAAUAUGCUGGAAAACCACCUCGAAAACCACAAACUAGCCAUCAUGGCCCAGAAGAGGGCCGGUUCGACAAGCCCUCAUCCUUACUCUGAAGAAGAUGAGAGAAAAAGAGCCAUGUCUCCGCCAGUGCGCUCAUUUGCAAGACCAUUCUCACCCCCUCACCACGAAGACCCGGAACCACAAGGCAAACUCGACGUUUCCCAAAAUAAUCCGAAACAUCAAAUCCCUAAUUUGAGGACAUCAGAAUCGUCACCAGCUCUGAUAACCUCGAAGAGCCACGUGAAUGAUGUCCCCUUCUCCUUUGGAUUCGAACAGAGCAGUGGCUCCCCACAGACAAUAUCUCCUAGAUUAGAAACGGCUGUGAAUAACCAUGGAUUACCAACUCCACGACCAGAGAGUGAUGAAUAUCACGGUAGCCAACUUCCUAUCACAGCCACAGCCACAGGCCCAACCCCGUCCCCUUCACCUCUCACCGAAAAAUAUUCAGCUGGACCUAAUAUAUCUCGUGACACGGAAUUCAGGCUUGAUGGAACCAAGUCUGUCUCAAGACGAUCCUCGGUGUCUGAACUAUCCCAGCGGCCCCAGCAAGUGCCGCAAACUACUUUCUACGAAGCCUCAGAUAGCGAACGAGAGAUCAAUGAUGGUGCGUCUUCUGUUUAUGAUGAUGAUGAAGAAGACCCAUAUAUGCCUUUUGAACAGCCCCUUGCGCCAGUUUCUUCGCCUCCUUAUAAGCUCCAAAGGCAUAUUGUUCCAGCAUUCCCUUCGGAAAAACAGAUGCCCAACCCUCACAUCAUUUCUCCAACCCAAGUAUCUCAAGAUACAACCCCUUUACACGACAGCGAUUCACCAACGCUCCCUCCGAACGCCGGGUUGAGUAGCAUGAUUCGGCAGCACCUACGAUCCGAUAGCGGAAUAUCUUCGAUUUAUGCACCAUCGAUGCAUGGGAAAAUUUCAGAACCACAUCCAGAGCCCCCAUCCCUGGCACAGGCUCUGGCUACCUGGAACCAGGACCAAUAUCCGGAUUACGACGAAGAGGCGCCCUUCCAACCAGAUGCUCCCCAUGUCGAAGUUCAUGAGCCUAAGCCCAAGGCCUCCCUAGCGGAUCUCAAAAAGAGGGAAGCGGAGGAAAAUAAACUUCAAGUGGAAAAGCCAGCAACUCCAUUGAAAAGCAUUCCUAUGGAGAGAAACCGCUCUGAUAACACACUAUCCACUGGUGAUGAUGAAACGGAUGAAUGGCGAACUCAGCUCGAAGAAAAAAAGAAGAUGUUGCAGCAGCGUUUGCAAGAACACAGCGGUAGAAAUUCACCCGCCCCUGGCUUUGCCGAUAGCACGGAGGACCUCCCAAAGAACUCUAUUCUUAAGCCAGGCAUGCUAGGGAAUAUGCUUAAAGGCAAGAGCUCACCGGCCUCAGGCCCUGGAAAAGAAGAGUCCAAGGCGUUGAAAAUGCUUGGUAUAUCUCCUUUGCUGAACCAAUCGAAGGAGUCUUUUGGACGCAGGGAAGAUGAAGAGGAAUUCGCUUUGGAUCGGUCUGAGGAAAGGUUGCGUCCUAUGCAAAGCCGUCCUGAUUUACACCAACCGCACCCUGAUGCGCGUUCCCGCGGUCCUGGCCCGAUACCUGGGCAAAGGCCUCAUAAUCCAUACGGUCAAGGCUCUCCCGGCCCUGGACGCCCUUAUCCUCCACACCACGGGCCUGGGCCCCAUAGCCAACCUCAUUCAAACGGACCCCGCUCCUUUUUGCCAAUGACCGCUCCGGCCCAAAAUGGUUCGAGAAAGGGCCCGGGUCAUAUUCCGAUUGAGGCUGGCAUGCCACCAACAUCCAAUAUGCAUCGAGACUUCGUUGAGCAGGGUCGCAAUGGACGACAUGGGCCCGGAAUGCCACACCACAUGCAACACCGCAGCCCACCCCCUAGCCGUGGAUAUGAGCCCAUGGGUCGGUCUGAAUUCCGCCCUCCUCAUGAUCGCCAGGAUGGGAGAGGCCCACAAUCUCAGCCUGGUGGCCGUCCAAGGACGCGCUCCAACGCCCAACCGCCACCUAACGAGUUUAUGCAUAAGUCACCUCCACAAUCCAAGGGGUCGAUGCGGCAGAGGCCGUCCGAAGAGGACCUACGUGGACGACAAAGAGGGCCUCCUCCUCGAAUGCCGGGCGUUAAUGAUAUGAAUGGUGUUAUGACGACCGUUACGACUGGAACGGCCCCUUUGCCGCUCAACAUUGACAAGAAGCCACAGACAAGCAAAGCAAAACAGGUAGAUCCUAUGCAGCAAAGGGAGCCUCAGGCGAGAACUGAAAGCAAGGCCACCGAACCAGUGGCUCGCGAGCGUCGACCAGGGAAUUUGACCAUCCCUUCAACUGAGGUAGUUCCCCAAUCUAGAUUCUCUACAGAGGACUCUCCGCAAGGUUCUAGCUUUGUCGGGCGUUUUCGCAGCAACAGUAAAUCCCACAAAAUUACAAGCAUCGCAAUGUUUGAGCAGGAGAACGCGAGCCAACCGAGCCUGCCAUCUCCACCCAAGUUGCCUCAAACGGUGCCGUCAAGCAUGUCGAAGCCCCCACUUACAGCUUCGCCUGGGAUCGCCCAAACACUUGCAGAACUAACUGGAUCUGAUGGCGCCAAUCCUGCUUUCCAAAAAACUGGAGCUCCGGCAGCGAGCAUCAGAGACGGAAAAAGGCCGAGGAUUAGAAAGGCGGAUAUUAGUGAACCGACUCUUCUCCACACAACAUCGCAAAUGCCGGUUUCCAACCUCAUUGACGCCGGGAGCAAGGUCUACCACAGAGUCCUACCUCCAGGUCUAAGCGAUUCACCUCAGAUGAGGCAACGAUCUGGCUCAGAUGAAUCAGCAUCUAGGGUCCCCCGUGGGACCGCAACGCCUAUCCAGGGCCAACGUACGAGUGACCCGGAUAGUGACAGGACCCGUGUUCUACGCAAAGCAGCUAGUGAUGGCAGCAGCCUUCGCGAUCGUGCUGCGGGUAGCGCUAGACAUAGGCCAGCCAUGCCAUCUCCGAUGCCUUAUUUUGGAACGGAUGGCCGCCCACUCAAUGCGACUUCUCAUCCUUUCCCCAAUAAUGCUCCUGCUGGAAUGAUAUAG